Messenger RNA from Python bivittatus (Burmese python), 1408 nucleotides. RefSeq names its product plasmolipin (gene PLLP). NCBI's taxonomy places the organism in Eukaryota, Metazoa, Chordata, Lepidosauria, Squamata, Pythonidae. Gene Ontology annotation, biological process: myelination. The record is from RefSeq and is a predicted model, not a curated record. Gene Ontology annotation, molecular function: structural constituent of myelin sheath. Gene Ontology annotation, cellular component: membrane.
GGCCUCGCCUGAUCGCGCCCGGCCUCUCCCAGCUCCCCGGCGCCAGCGCGAUCCCUCGGGCCGGGGGCGCCGGCGGGAUGGCCGAAUUCCCGGCCAAAGUCAGCACCCGCACCAGCACCCCCGCCGGGGCGCCGGCCCUGCAUGCCCCCGCCUUGGACCUGGAGUUCCUCAAGUCCCCCUUCGGGAUCCUGAUGCUCGUGGAAAUCGUGCUGGGUUGCUUGGUGUGGGCCCUCAUUGCCGACACAUACUACCAACCCUAUCCUUCCUACGGCUGGGUGAUGUUUGUAGCUAUCUUCUUCUGGAUGGUGACCGUCAUACUUUUUGGAAUGUACCUGUUUCAGCUUCAGCUGAAACUCUACAUGAUCCCUUGGCCUAUUGUGCUUGUGGUGUUCAAUAUCUCAGCAGCCGUCAUGUACGCAACAGCCUUCAUAACCAGCGCUGCAUCGGUUGAACCGUACUCCUGGCCACAUUCCCCGGACUACAACAGAAGGGCCUCAGCGUCGUUCUUUGCCUGCCUGGUGAUGAUCGGCUACGGUGUCAGUUCCUGCCUCAGCAUCCGAGCCUGGAGGGGUUAUGGAAGCAACGCAGCCACGAGUCAAGCAACUCUCUCCAAUCAUACCUAAAAAACUGUGCAUCCUUCUGAAUCAACAUGGGCCAAGCUGGUUAGCUCAUGGGCAACGGUAGCAGCUACUGCAGCUUUCCCCGCUUCUCUUCCAGAUGUGGCACGGCCUAGCAGGGCUGAUCUGAUUGCAGGGCUCACCUCCCCUUCCCAUGCUCUAACUGGCACCCUCGACAGAGCGGCUACGGCCCGGAUGAGAUAGGACACCCUGUCGAGCCAGCAGGAGGCAGCCUCAGGCUGGUUUUCAUGAUUCCUGGUUUGAUCUGCAUAUUUCUAACCCCAGAGCUAGGCCUUCCAAUGCUACUUUCAGCAUUAUCCCUUUGGCGAAGAUGUUACCACUUUAGCUGAGCAUUGCACUGGAAUGGAAGGGCACAAACCAGCCCUUCACGUCUCUUGGCUAAACAGGGGCAGUUACUAAUAUCUGUUUGGAUAGUGUCAGAGCAAUGCUGGAAUAACCACGUGUGCAAAACAUGCAAAUUCUUGUUAACUGGGCAUUCUUCAGGCCUGUUAUUGACAUGCCUUUACUGGCAUGGUCAGCUGCACAUGAGGAGUGGCUGUUUUAGCUUAAGGUGACUUGGACGUUCUCACUGUGAUGUCUGCAGAGGAGUGCUCCAAGGGAUGUGUAAAGUAACCCAGAGGCUGCAUGUCUCUAGGGACGGCCAAGCAUCUCUCACUAGAACUAAAGCAAACUGAAGCCCUGGACUCACUGCUUGCAGGUAGUGCAUGUAAAUAAUGUUUAAUUAUUAAUUCCAUUUUGUUUCACAGUAGCAGAAAUGCCUCUGGCAUACA